Amblyraja radiata (thorny skate) is the source of this 785-nucleotide messenger RNA. Its product is annotated as E-selectin-like. NCBI's taxonomy places the organism in Eukaryota, Metazoa, Chordata, Chondrichthyes, Rajiformes, Rajidae. The transcript is spliced from 8 exons. The coding region runs from base 33 to 773 and encodes 246 amino acids. The record is from RefSeq and is a predicted model, not a curated record.
CACCAGCCGACGGAGAGCUCUGGGAAUACGGGAUGGUGGCGGAGUACUCCUGCAGUGCCGGCUAUUCAUUAAUCGGAGCGGGCAGACUGGUUUGUACAGAGACCGGGGAAUGGGACAACACACCACCAACGUGCACAGUUGUCCAGUGUCAACAGCCAGUCCUGCCGGCGUUCAGCCAGAUGGAGGCAGGAAUCGCCCUCACCUACACGUAUGGGGAAACCAUCAGUUAUCUCUGUGUCCGAGGCUCUCAGAUGGUUGGCAGAAGUACAAUUGAAUGUAGAGAGAACAAUACCUUUGUGCCUGGACCCCCCAUCUGCAAACUGAUUAACUGUGGCAGCCCAGGAAUGAUAGUGAAUGGAUAUUCUCAGGCACCAGACACUACUUUUGGAAAUCGAGCUAAUUUCCAAUGUAGAACAGGGUUCCUGAUGGUGGGAAGGAACUACCGAUUGUGCAAAGCUGGAGGCUGGGAUGGUAAACCCCCAGUGUGUGAAGAAAUAAAGUCCUCGUUGCCAGUGAGGAAGCCUGACUCUGGAGAGUCUAUCAAGGGAUCUCUCCAGUCUAACGCACAUAGGAAGCAAGGCCUUGGAACGAUUGGCAUUGUUGCCAUUUGCAUUACAUCUUUCUGUACUGGGAUCGCUCUUACUGCAGGAGUGUCACAUAUUAAGAAGAAACGGUGGUGUCGGCCCAGGAAAUGUAAACCCUGUAAGAGAGUUCACAUCAUCCCUCAGCCCAACCCAGGCCAAGUGGAGGUCCUCACCGAUCACCCGACAUGAUCUUCACAAAGU